Messenger RNA from Kuraishia capsulata CBS 1993, 555 nucleotides. RefSeq lists its product as uncharacterized. The transcript has a single exon. The coding region runs from base 1 to 555 and encodes 184 amino acids. Gene Ontology annotation, cellular component: mitochondrion. NCBI's taxonomy places the organism in Eukaryota, Fungi, Ascomycota, Pichiomycetes, Pichiales, Pichiaceae. Gene Ontology annotation, molecular function: thiosulfate-cyanide sulfurtransferase activity. The record is from RefSeq and is a predicted model, not a curated record.
AUGAUGUUAAAUCGCAGUUCUCCCGCGGUCAGGUUGGCCACUCGGGCUUUGGUCAGAAACCUAUACUCAUCCCCAGCGUUGAGGUUUGCAUUUCAACCAGCAAAACAGGUGGCGAUUUCUGGUUUGAGAUCUGGGUUGAAGACCCAGAGCAAUAUUCGGAACCAAUUUAGAUACUACAGCGUCAUUGAAGAAGAGCCUAAUGCCAAAGUCGUUGGAUACGAGGAAGUGAAGGCCCUAUCUGAAAAACCCGGCGACGCCCUGAUAGUGGAUGUUCGCGAGCCAAGUGAGUAUGCCCAAGGACAUAUUCCUAAUGCAGUCAAUAUUCCCUACAAGACGUCACCAGGAGCCCUCGGAUUACCGGACGAUGAUUUUGAGAUGACUUUUGGCUUCCCUAAGCCAACGACAGAUACGGAACUAGUGUUCUACUGCCUUGCCGGAGUGAGGUCUACAGCAGCGGAAGAACUGGCUGGAACGUUUGGAUAUGGAAAGAGACUGAAUUAUGUGGGCUCAUGGGAGGAUUGGGCCAAUCACGAGGCUGAAACUCCUAAGGAGUGA